Molecule: messenger RNA, 699 nt
Organism: Saccostrea cuccullata (small rock oyster)
Lineage: Eukaryota; Metazoa; Mollusca; Bivalvia; Ostreida; Ostreidae
Exons: 2
Coding region: 37-699 (220 amino acids)
Source: RefSeq, a predicted model, not a curated record
UCGACAAUAAAAUUAUAGCAAAGAAAGGGGACCAUAAUGAACAUGUUGGGAGCGAUCUUCCUUUGUCUGCUUGCUAGUGUCUGGGGUGUGGCCUUAGGCGGGGAUAAAAUGUACACCGCACAGUUUGUUAUAACUCUAAUGGAGAAGAUAGAUCGCUUGGAGAAAGAAUUCUCCCUGUUUAAGGAGGAAACUGCCACCAAAUUACAGGAAUUCCAAACCAAAUUGGAACAUUCUGACCAAACGGUGAAGGAGCUAGAAGAUAGACUGCAGCUGUCUGACAAGAAGGUGGGCGAACUCACGCGAGAUUUGGAGCACUCUGAGUUUGUUUUACUGGAGCUGGUGAAGCAGCGCCAGGGUGGAUCUAAUAAGGAUUACCCAUUCCCUCCAGAUGAACAGAAAACGAACGAUACCAACCCAAAUUAUAACGAAAUACAGAAAGCUGCUGUUCCAAUAGAAAUAAAGCAGUCACAAGAUCGUUUCCAAAGACUUUUAAUUCCGGCGACACAAUUUCCACAACUUUCUUCGGUUCUGAUCAUCAAACCGGGCUUGGCACGGGACAGACUAUCAAAUAUCCCACGGUCAUUACCAACGUGGCAAUGGAUUCGAUCCCAAAGUCGGAACAUUUCGAGCACCUUUGGCAGGUGUCUACUUCUUUACUACAACACUUAUCAGUGGUGCAGGAGAGACUGUCCGAAGUAG